Halichondria panicea is the source of this 1325-nucleotide messenger RNA. RefSeq names its product fructose-bisphosphate aldolase-like. Gene Ontology annotation, biological process: fructose 1,6-bisphosphate metabolic process; glycolytic process. NCBI's taxonomy places the organism in Eukaryota, Metazoa, Porifera, Demospongiae, Suberitida, Halichondriidae. Gene Ontology annotation, molecular function: fructose-bisphosphate aldolase activity. The record is from RefSeq and is a predicted model, not a curated record. The transcript is spliced from 2 exons. Gene Ontology annotation, cellular component: cytosol. Bases 165 to 1244 code for a protein of 359 amino acids.
CGUCAUGACAUCCGGUUGCCCUGACAACUUCCGGGUAGCAUUCAGGGUUGAAAACUUCACUUCCUUGAUCCUGUGGACCCUCACAAUCUGCUCGGAACAUUAACAAUUAACAGUCGACUGCUGCUUGCUUCUCUGCAUCAUAACAUUAUCAGACAAGAAUCAAAAUGCCCUACCUCACCGAAGAACAGAAGAAAGAGUUGGCUGCCACAGCCCGAGCCAUUGUCGCUCCUGGAAAAGGCCUUCUUGCUGCUGACGAAAGCACUGGAACCAUUGGAAAACGAUUCGCUCCAAUUAACACCGAAAACACAGAAGAAAAUCGCCGUGCUUAUCGUGAACUGCUCUUCACCACCGAUAAAAGCGUAGCAAAGUACAUCAGUGGAGUUAUUCUUUAUGACGAGACAUUUCGCCAGAGCACAAAAGGUGGGAAACGUUUUGUUGAUCUACUCAAGGAAACAGGAAUUCUCUCUGGAAUCAAAGUUGACAAGGGUGUUGUUCAGCUUCUUGGUACGAAUGAAGAGACCACCACUCAAGGCCUGGAUGGAAUGGCUGAGCGAUGCAAGGAGUACUACGAUGGAGGCUGUCGUUUCGCCAAGUGGAGAUGUGUGUUGAAAAUCGGAGCCGGUCGUCCCUCACAACUGGCCAUCAUCGAAAACGCCAAUGUCCUAGCUCGCUAUGCUAGUAUCUGUCAGUUGAAUGGACUCUGCCCCAUUGUUGAGCCUGAGAUCCUCACUGAUGGAGACCAUACUCUUGAGGAGUGCAUGGCUACUUCUGAGAAGGUUCUUGCUGCUGUGUACAAGGCAUUGAGCGACCACAAUGUCUAUCUCGAGGGUACUCUCCUGAAGCCAAACAUGGUCCUUCCUGGAGUGCAAUGCACAAAGAAGUACACUCCCGAACAAGUGGCCGAGUCUACAGUGACCGUCUUCCAACGCACUCUCCCUGUUGCUGUACCCGGUGUGACCUUCCUCUCUGGUGGCCAGUCCGAAAUUGCUGCCACUACUCAUCUGAAUGCCAUCAACGCGUAUAAGGGAACCAAGCCAUGGGGUCUCACCUUUUCCUACGGACGUGCCCUUCAAGCUAGUGUGCUCAAGGCCUGGGGCGGAAAGCCCGAGAAUGUGAAAGCUGCUCAAGAUGUGCUCCUCCAUCGUGCAAAGUGUAAUGGACUGGCUGCUCUGGGAAAAUACGAAGGAGAGGAGAGUGCUGGUGCUGCUGAUGAGAGCCUUUUCGUUGCCAAUCAUCAAUAUUAAACUGUGAUAAACUGAUCAUAGAACUGUGACAUAGCUAGAUUUAGAUGUAUGAAUGAAUAUGAAUGAAUAUGACUCUCAGAA